AUGACCGUCGAAGAUGCCUUGACGUCCGCCCCGCCAAAUGAGCGCCUUUUCCACCCAGACGCCUCAAUCGUCCUGGUGGGAUGUCGAGGCGCCGGCAAACGCUCCCUUGGCUUCAUCGGUGCCCUCCAUCUGCGCCGCCGUCUGAUCACUGAGGACUUCUACUUCCAGCAGGUCACCGGGCUCAGCCGCAUGCAGUUUCUCGGCCAAAAGGGCAAGGACGAAUUCAACCGGCGCAACGAUGAGGUCUUCAAGCGCAUGCUCGACGAGCAUCGCCACAAGUCUAUCAUCGAGUGUGGCAUGAGCAGUUUUUCUGACGAGGCACAGAGCGCUCUGCGCCUAUUCUCCCAAUCAAACCCUGUCAUCUACAUCCACCGGGAGAAGGAAGAGAUGCUCCGCCUCCUGGACUCGGCGGACGGAGAACGUAUCCUGCGUGCCGAUCAGAGGCACAGGACUUGCGCGAACCUCGAGUACUUCAACCUGUAUGACCACUGCAACUCGAAGCCUUCCGUUGCCAGCGACGCCUCGUCAGGCGGAUGGGACAUGCAGAUGGCCACUCCUUCCAGCCUGCUUUAUGCCAAGCAGGACUUUACCCGCUUUAUUGACUUCGUCACCGGUCAGGGCCUCACGAGGCUCUUCCUCGAGAGCCCAUUCGCUGUCAGGGCAAUCCCGCCCGAGUUCAGACAGUACUCGUACGCUCUGCGCCUGCGGCUGUCCUACCUCGUCAACAUGGACCUCGAAUGGGAGGACCUCGAGGCCCGGGGCGACUGCGUGGAACUAGUCAUCGACCACUGGCCAGACGACAUGAUGAACCAGAUCGCCCGGAUUGUAGCUCAGAUCCGGAGGAAAUUGGUUGUCCCAAUAAUCUACCACGUCGAGGAAAACCCGAGGGAGGAGCGGCGCAGGGCCCCGCAAGAGAAGGUCAAGAUGGACAUGGAGCUCCUGGAGCUGGGUCUCCAGCUCGGUGUUGAUUACCUGAGCCUGGACCUGCAGAGGAAAGACAUUCCGCUGCGAAAGAUCCUCGCCCGUCGAGGUCGGUCGAAGAUCAUGGGUAACUACUGGAACGUUGGCUUGAUGUGCACGCCCUGGUCAAGUGAUUCUCACGUGCGGGACUUCCAACAGGCCAAGGACCUCGGUUGCGACCUCGUGCGCAUGGUCCGCUUUUGCUCCGGCGACAGCUCGCCUGAGAUGCUUCAGGAAUUCCGGGAGAAGAUUGCCACCACUGUCCCGGAUCCGAAACCACCGCUGGUAGCGUACGACUUCUCGGUCCUCGGUAUCAGAACGCCCCUUCAGUCAAGGAUUUUGACCCCAGUGAAGCACCCCGAUAUGGAGAAUGAUCGAGAGCACCUCGCUACGGUCUGUACCGCCUGCAACUCCUUCGAGGGGCUUUUCCGCCAAUCUGAGUUGGACCCCUUGCAGUUCUACACUGUAGGCGCAAAUGUGUCGUACUCUCUUUCUCCAUGCAUGCACAACACGGCGUACGAGUUUUCCGGCAUGCCACACAACUUCUCAGCAGAAACAUGCUCUACCAUGGAAGACCUUAACAAAAUAUGCAGCGAUGCAUCCUUUGGGGGAGCCUCGUUGGCAGCACCUUUCAAGGUCGCCAUUGUGCCUCACCUGAAACUAAAGAGCCAUCAUGCCACCGUCAUCGGUGCCGUCAAUGUGCUGCUACCACUACGCGGCAAGACAAACUUCAUCUUGGACCACGCAAACUCGCGGAACAAGUCGGGUCUUACCAACGAGUUUUAUGGUGACAACACCGACUGGCAGUCCAUACUCACCUGCCUCCAGAGGAACAUCAGCCCUCGGAAUUACGUGCGGCCCUCCAAGACGACAGGGCUGAUUAUUGGUGCAGGAGGCCAGGCGCGAGCCGCCAUCUAUGCUAUGAUCCAGCUGGGAUGUCGGAAUAUAUUCAUAUUCAAUCGGACAGUCCAGAACGCACAGGUCAUCGCCGACCACUUCAACCUCUGGGCUCAGAAGCAGGGCAUGGCUCCUGGGAAGGGAGGCAUCUCCCAAGUCUGUCAUGUCCUACCGUCCAUCGCUGUUCCGUGGCCGGAGGGUUAUGAGCAACCGACAAUGAUUGUGUCCUGCGUGCCAGCCACAAGCGUUCAUGGAAGCCUGCCGGCGGACUUCGAGAUGCCUAUGCAGUGGCUCGCAAGCCCUACUGGAGGCGUGGUGUUGGAGCUGGCUUAUGAACCCCUCAUCACACCACUCGUGGCCCAAAUGCAAGUGUACAGAGACACUGUCAGUCCCUCGUGGGUAGUGGUCGACGGGCUUGAGAACGUGAGCGAGAUGGCCAUUGUAGCCUUCGAGCUGAUGACAGGGCGGCUGGCGCCCAAGAGACUUAUGAAGGAGGUGUGCCGGAAGACCUGGGAGCAGCAAAAGAGAGAGAUGUCGUCAAUGUCCUGA
Messenger RNA from Diaporthe citri, 2406 nucleotides. RefSeq lists its product as uncharacterized. Bases 1 to 2406 code for a protein of 801 amino acids. The transcript is spliced from 2 exons. The record is from RefSeq and is a predicted model, not a curated record. Gene Ontology annotation, molecular function: 3-dehydroquinate dehydratase activity; 3-phosphoshikimate 1-carboxyvinyltransferase activity; shikimate 3-dehydrogenase (NADP+) activity. Lineage: Eukaryota; Fungi; Ascomycota; Sordariomycetes; Diaporthales; Diaporthaceae. Gene Ontology annotation, biological process: chorismate biosynthetic process.